Caenorhabditis auriculariae is the source of this 7525-nucleotide messenger RNA. NCBI's taxonomy places the organism in Eukaryota, Metazoa, Nematoda, Chromadorea, Rhabditida, Rhabditidae. The record is from the annotation of a GenBank genome assembly.
AUGGUUAGAAUCCUCAAAAGGUUUGCUUCCCGCUUUUGGAUUCACCAAAUUCGAAUUCUUAAUGCUAGAAAGUUGUUUUUGUUGAAUUUAUAUGUUUGAAAAUGUUUUUGAGAGCUUUUUGUUUCAAUCGGCUUUAUAGUAUUACAGUCUAGAAAUGGGUUUUCCAGCCUUCCAUGUCGAAGUUUUAGAGUUUUAAGCCCACUUUCAAAAAAAAACUGUCUGUAUAUAAGCCGUCUUCUCGUUUCAUUCGCCAUCCAUGCACAUUCUGUAAACAUCUAAUUUGUUCUCUUUUAAAAAUAUUUAUUUUUCUUUCCUCUCUUUUUAAUUUCUCUUUCAAGAUUUGUCCAGCUUUUUUUCAGUUCGAAUACGCUUCUCUUACACAAAAAAAAACCUUUUUUCUUUACUUCUACAAAUCAGAACCUAUUUUCAUAGUAAGAAAUCUUUUUCCUUCUCUUAGUUACAUUAUUUUUUAUUUUUCAGUCCCAUCUUCUCCAAAAAAAUGUGCAUUAAAGAACACUUUCUUUGAUUUUUUCGAUAACGUAGCUAUCUUUGCUUGGAAAUAGCCAAUUUGACGCCGAGUUGACAGUUUUACGGAAAAUUAAGAUAAUUUGGCACUUCUCGAUCAUUCUUAUUGCAGAGGUCGUUUAUUUUGUGCAUGGAGUGGUGUUUUUGAAUGGGAUACAAAGAGAUAUUUUUGUUGAAAAACAGUUUUAUCGAUUUAUGUGAUCUGAAAAACAAUUGAAGAACAGAAAAAAAUAUUUUCAAGGUUUUCGGAAAACACAAAAAAAAAUCCUUACGCGAAAAAAAUUGAGAAUUUUCGAAAAAUGAGACUAGAAAGAGCUGCAGUUAGCAGCUCUCUGACUUUGAAAGGACGAAUAUUUUUAAAAAAAAGCUCUUUUUGACAGGAUGAUUUUUUUAAAAAUGAAUCUAAAGCACUAUCCAAGUUUUAUAAAUAGUAAAAAAACUGAAAAAAAUUUUUUUAAAAAAACUGCAAUUUGAGUUCACCAAACCUCUGUGCUCCUAAAUUUCACCGCAAAGUCCAGAAAAUAUGUUUAAUAACGAGUAUUUAUAAAUUUCGGUUUUUUUCGAGUGAAAUUUAAUGAGAGUAGUGUUUUUUGAGUAGAAAAAAAUCGUCAAAAACCAUUUUGAGGCUCGAAAUAUUUUCAAACGAUUGAAUGGACCAUUUUUUUAUAACAAUAUUAACGGACAGAGAAUUCAAGACAAAAAUCCUAUCUUAUUUGGAAAAAAAACAUCUCAGAUCCCUCUAAUCCAGUAGUUAGUCAAUAUUUCUAACAAGAAAAGGAGUUAAUUAACAAAAUUUGAUUUUUCAGCGACGGUAUGAAUACAGGGGAUUCGAGUGCGAAUGGCGAAUACAAGGACAAGCAGGGCGGCGGCGCCGGUCUUCCCGUCACCAAGAUGGAGAACAACGACGGUCCGUUUUGUCGCUUUUUCAUGUUUCAAUAGGACAUUUUAAGGUCUUGAUAAUAGUUCAUUCAAUGAAACAUGGAUAAAAAAAAAAUCUCGAACCUUGGUAACGCAAACUAGACGCGCCGUGUAUGUUUCUGAACACUCUAGUGGCCACUUUUAGGCCGUCAGCACCCUUAAGUUAUCCCUAGAAUUGCUCAGAAACGUCAUCGGUCCUCAAGAAGUGGCUAGAUUUUCGUCUAUAGUCAAUUAAUCAUUUGUUUCGAUAUUCGUCUUGUAAAUCUCGCUAAAAAACUGACAUUUAAAGUUUAAAUGCAGUCAUUUCAUUAAUUAUUGAAGCUGAAGAAGCUCAGGUCAGUUUUUUGAAGAAAUAGUAUGCGAAAAAAAGGAGAUUUUGAGGAUUUAUGAAGACAUUUUGGAGGAUUUUUUGUGGUAUAACUUCAAUUAUAGUGAGUCAAAAUCUUAUUUCUAGAUUUAUUGUGCUCAUUUUUGAUUUUCCUAUUGAAAUGAACCUUUAAAAAAAACAUAGUUUUACUUUCCUGAACAUAGUCUUUAGUUACUGGGUUAACAAAAAUUCUUAUUUUCCGAAAAAUCAAUUUCUCUGGACAGUUUUAAAACUGAAGCCGACUUUUUCUUUAGUAAUUCUUAUCGUACAAGCUUUCGUUAUAUUCCUUUUUAAAAAUAUGAUAAAAGCCAGACUUUUCCUCAAUUUUUUAUCGCUUUUUGAUCAAUCCAAUGAACUAUCGGAAGGAAAUUCAAGUAGAAUUGGAAAUGGGACGACGUCAUUUCUGGCGAAAGUCAUUUGAGAAUGGCUGUUGACGGCGUUCCGUCUUCAUUUCCAAUACGAAAUCCCGAGUUUUCGCCUUCCAAAUGCUACGUCAAACGUCGCACCAAACCUUAUGGUCUUUUUUUGAACAAAUUCAAUGAUUUAGGGGCAAAAAUUCUAGUGAAAAUCAGCUUAAGUUGGAGAAUUUGCAGUAAAGUUUGUUUGAACGAUCAUAAUAUGAUAGAAAAUAUUAUUUGAGUAAUUUUUAUAGCCGCCCAUAGAGCGAUUUUGUGGCGGUGGUGGUAGAGAACCAGAAAAAGUUAUAUAUCAACCAUUUUUAAAAAAGUAUUUUUUUGCUAUCUGUUUCUCCAAGAAUCAAGAUAUUUGAAGUUGAAAAAUGCCUUUUCUCGAAGUAUAGGUUCAAGUGAACUCUUUAGGGUUUAUAUUGAUCUGUCGGUAACUCAUAUCAUUAAAAAGUAAUAAUUACUUCAAAAAAAUCUUUUUUCUUUCUAAUUUUUUCACACUUGAAGUGAAUUUCUUGGUUUACCAUCUUGAUUUCUUUUAAAAUUUGAACUAUUAGUGAAAGAAAAAGAGUUUUGUUGUUCAAAAAAUGCUUUAUUUUCAUUUUUUCCAUUUUUAGAAUGAAUUUAUACACCGAUUUUCUUUUUUCAGGGAAGAAGACGUUGACAAACGGAAUGAGCCGAGUCCACAGAAUCUUGACCGACGAAGAAAUCAACCAAGGGAAACAGACGCGGUGGACCGAGCUCGAAAUUCACGGUUUGCUUUUUUUAUAGUUUUUGGCUUGAAAAUUUAUAAGGUUUCCAUGUUUUUUUAGAACUAAAAUAGGGAAUUUUUGAUUGCUUUACACUUGUAACUGAUAUUUCUUGUUUGAAAUUAAAUUUUUCAACGUUUUUUUAUUCGAAACGCUAACUUUUUUUCGGUGAAGUGACCUGUGAAUAUAAGAGUUUUGAAGACUAUAAUUGGCUAUGACAACUGAUUUUUUUCCGGUUGUUAUCAUUUUUCUCUUCAAUUUUUUUGAAUUACUAAAAUUAUUUUCAAGUUAUUGUUUCAAGCUCAACAAAAUUCUCAAAAAUUAUCUUUUCGAAUGAUAAUGAGUUUUUACGGUCAGUAGGUUUUUUUUUCUAUGAAAAGUUGUUUUUCGAAAUUAGCAUUCUCAAUAACCAAGCUUAUUUUUGCACAAAAACAUCAAUUUUUCGAUACCAACACGUUUUUUGUUCAUUUUUACUGUCCAAAAAUCUUCCCAUACAUUUAUUUGUUAUAAAUAAGGUUAAAAAUGUUCUACAUCCUUUUUUCUGCUCGAAAAAAGAAAAAAGCUGUUCAGGACGAGUACGGAACUUGGCGCCGGCACUUUGGCAAGUGACACAUCUUUCUGCCUUGUUCCUGAAUGGAAAUCAAUUGACACGGGUUCCUCCAGAAAUCUCCCAGGUAUGUCCUUUCUUUUUCUAAAUAAAGAGUUUUUUUCUUCAUUUUUCUUGCCCCGCUAUAAAUUUGAAGAGGAACAAAAAAAGUUGUUUAUAUUCAUUCAUUCUUUGAUUUUUGUAUCAUAUAAGUUUGAAAAAAAUCUAAAGAAAAAAAUUUUUUUCGUUCAACAAAAAAAGAGCUGAAUUCUCCUCAUAUGAAAGAAUAAUUCCUGUUUUUUUAAUUGAUCGAAGUUUUUUUGAGCUCCUUUUUAAAAUCUUGUAAAAUCAAAAAAAAAAAAGCGGAAAUGAUGAGUUAAGGGCUUAGUUUUUAGGCCAUGUCCCCUAUCAGUAAAAUGAAUAAAAAUAAACCUCUUUUUUCCUUUUGAUUUCAUACGACCUCAGAUCAAAAGUUAUGAACUAACUUUUUAUUUAAAUUUUAACGUCGCCCCAAAAACAUUUCGUUUCAAAUUGAAUAAUCUUCCGAUUCAAGCUUUUAUGAAAAUAUUCCUUCUCGACUACUUUGAAAAAUGUCGUACUUCUGUGUACCUUUCAACUCGUUGGGGUUCCCGCGUAUUGUUAUUCUUCUGCCUAUCCUAUUUUGAUUAUUUAUAUAUUUUUUUAUACUCCCUAAUGUCUGGUAAUGGCAGUGAAUAUUAUUGUUAAACUGGACCCAUUUUGCAGCUGUCGAACCUGACAAUGCUGGACCUCUCUCACAACAAACUGAGAUCUCUGCCGGCGGAACUCGGCGACAUGAUCUCCCUGUGCCAUCUCUACCUCAACCACAACCUCCUGCGGGUACUGCCCUACGAACUGGGCAAACUCUUCCGGAUACAGACUCUAGGUACCCAUUUUUCAUUGUUCUCUCUGGGAAAUGCCUUGAAAAAGGUGGCCUACUUUUCGAAUUCAGCGUUUAUAUUCAAAUCACUGUUUUUGAAGUUAAAUUGAAAGGUUUACCGUAUAGAAAUGAAGAAAUCUAUUCAAGUUAUACAUUUUUGCCGAGUUUGAAGCGAUUGAGCAAAAUUUGAAAUUAUCUCUGAGUUUCCAAAAUUUUCUUUCUUUCUUUCAAUCUCUGAAGGCUAUUUCGAAUCACGCGGGAAUACAUUGAACAUUCUGGGAUUUUUUUCAAUUUUUUUUUUGAAUUUCAAGAACGAAAGAAUCUUUUUUCGGCUUGGUAAGAUGUCAUUAAAUCAGUUGAUUUUGAAUUGUGCUAAAAAACAAUUUGUGAAAGAUGAUCCUUCUCAAUAAGAGUAUCAACUUCAAUUUUUUUAAAACUUGAAAAUUGACUUUUUUUCAUUUUUUUCUUACAGCUCUCAAGAAAAUAAAAUUAUGAGCUUUCUUUUUUUAGCCGUUUUUUUGUAUUUGUCAAAGGCUCUAAUUCAAUUUAUCGCCUAAAAAAACUUUAUUUUUUUAGCUACUUACGUUCAUUUUUUUCAAACUUUAAACAUUUUCAUUCUCAUUUUUGCUUUCGUUAAGGGCUCCAAGGGAACCCGCUGUCGCCGGAAAUCAGCAAAAUCUAUCACGAAACCAACGGGUCACAAAAGUUGCUUCAGUUCUUGCUCGACCAUCUCACAAGUACGUUUGAAUAACUUUUUUUUCAUUUUCAUCGUUUUCUUUCAUUUUUGCAUGCCCUAUUUGAAAGGGAAACAAGCAGGAGCCGCUCAAAAUGGAAAUUUUUUGAAUUUAUUGCAAAGAGUAAAAGGAAUGUACCAAGAGUUUCAUUGAAAGACGUGUUUUUGACACAAGGAAGUUUUUUUCUUCCACUAUUAUCGAAAAUUCUUUUAUCGCUGGCCCUUUUAUAGUGUUUGCCGUGCUGGCCAGUUGGACUAAACUUUGGAAAAUAGAAAGUCAGUGGUUUUGAAUGGUUUAGGAGGCCUUUUUUGGGGUUUUGAGGCCUUUUUUUGAAUUUCCAGUGAAGAUAAUGGUUGAUUAUUGGUUUUGAAUGGGUUUGAAGGACUUUUUUGUCUUGAAUUGAGGUUUUUGGAGGCUUCUUUUAAAAUGAUAUUCCGACUAGAAUGGUAGAUAAAUAGUUUCAAACGGAUUAGAAACUGUUUUUUGGCUAAAAUCGGGGAUUUUUAGGCCUUCUUCGAAUAUUUUUUUGGGUAGAAUGGUUAAUAGAUUUUUUUUGUACGGUUCAGAAGCCGUUUUUUGCCUAUAUUUGGUGAUUUUUAAGACCUAAUUUGAAGAAAUCGGGACUAGCAUGGGAGAAAAAAGAGUGGUAGUGGGAAUAUGGGAGAUUUUCAUUGGAUAGACGGGUCAAAAAGAAAAAAAAUGCGAAUGUGUUGAUUUUCUAUGUGGAACCAUUUUCAAGUUGAAGUUACAAGUUUUUGUAAACUUUCAUAAAUUUUUUUGUAAAUCAAGAAAUCUUUGUUUUAUCACGAGAAAGAAGCUUGCUGGAGAAUUUUUUGGAAUUUGUUUUCUGUCGAAUUUUAGUUAAUUUUCUAUUCCUUCUAAAAAAAUUUCCCUCAACAAUUUUUUAAAGGCAAAGGCUUGAAAAAGAAUCUAAAAUGCGGAAAUUAGCUGAAGAAUUUGAGCUCCCCGUGGACUUUGCACUCGUUUUCGUGUUUUUCUGACCUGUUAAGUGCAAAUCCUAAGAGAUUUCCUGACUUUUUCUCACUUUUCGUGCACUUUUGAUACUGAGAAGCGUUCGAGGCUUUUGAUUGAUUCUUCAGUUUCUGAGCUGAAAUUAUUUGUACGAGUAGACAUUGUUAUCUUUCGAGUGAGCUGAUUGACAGCCAACUUUUGCUCUUUUCUCCUUUUUUCUUCUGUCUGGGACGAUUUGAGGACGUUUAAUCGCUCCUUGUUUCGCGAGGAGUUUGGUUUUUGGACUGUAGUUUUUUCUCCUUUCUUUUUGUGAAGUUACAGCAGGAAGGAACUUUGUUCCGUUUUCUGUAGACUACUUCUUCUUGGUUUUUGACCGGAAAGGUCUUUUUUUUUGGGUUCUAUCAUCAGUUCCGCGACUUUUAUCGUUUAACAAGUCUUUCAAGGGGUUUUUUUUCAGUUUUCUUUUGUAUGGUCUUUUUCCAAAAUUUUUCAUUUUAGACGGUUUGAAAGCGUUGAAAAUUUGAAUUUUGAAGAGGAUAUUGAAAAUUUUUGGUUUUCUCAUUUUUUUUUUUAAAGCUUUUUCUAUUCAGAACGAUAAAUUUUUAUUGGUUAUUACAAGGAUCUCAAGGAUAAGAAAAUGAAAAAAAUACCCCAAUUCUGAAAAAAAUGAGUAGUAAUACUAUUUUUUUGAACUUGAAUUUUUCAAAAGAACAUGAUUUUUGAUUCUUUUUAAAACCAGGGAAAUUGUUGAAUUGCAGUUUUUUUGAUUUUUUUAAGGGUCGGUCAAGUUUUUAAAAUGAAUCCAGCGCUUUAUUUUAUCGUAAUUUCAAGUAAAAAAAAUGAAAGUUAUUCAGAAAUUUUUUUUUAUUAUGAAAGAACGUAUGAAAAAUAUGGAUAAUUCAACUUCCAACUUCAAAAUGCUAUCCAUAUCUUCUCCAGAGGCAAACAAUAGUUUUUUUUUUCCUUUUAAUCUUUCCUUCCUAGUCCCAACAGCUUCCCAGCUUCACGUAAUUAGAGAUUGAAGCUUCAAACGCGGAAAAAUAUUGAGAUUCGCGGGUUUUUCGAUCCCGAAACAGGUCGCCGCCCCGUGGGGCGAAGAUCUGCCGCUACCAAUCUAAACUUUAUAAUAAUGCUCGAGUUUUUAUAAUUUUUUGAGGCGGCUUAGCUUCAUGUCGGAGUGUUCCGUCGGGCGGUCCAGCUGCUGGUUUCAAGUUUUAAUAGGCCUUGCCAGCCAUUCGUCACGACGGAAAAAAGCGCCGAAAACGACACUAUCCACGAGGAUUUUUCUGCGAAGAGACUUUUCCUUGGCUUUUCUCAGACGUUCGUUUGUGGCGCAAGAUUAGUCCCCGCCGCGGUUUUCGUUUGCUGCUGA